AUGAAGCUUUGCGUUCUCUCUGUCCUGAAGUCCCAGCGCCAUUUCAGUUGGCCCAAUCGGACGCUGAGCAAUGCUGUCAGGCUAACAAUUCAGUGGCCAAUGGUGGAUGGGAUGCCAGCCAUUGCUGUGGCUGAUCCAUCAGUGAUGCCCUUGAAGAACCUGCUUAGUCAUGGAAGAGAGGCAUCCUCCAGAUGGCGGAUUCAACAUCCUCCAUUUUGGGAAACAUUCUUCCAGCGGCUUCGGGAGCUCAAGGAUCAGGUGGGUGUCGUAGAGGCCGUGCAGAUCCUAUGCAUCGUGACGAAGCUCAGGCUUGUGGACUUGUAUUUGGUCGAGAUGUCAGUCGAGAAGAUCCUUCAAGCAGAUGAUGAGGAAGUGCUGGAUUUGCCACAGCGAGAUUUAGCAGAAGCUGCAGAGGCACUGGCUAUCAUACGCCCGGAGGAAACCAAUCUGCUGAAGGCUAUGGCGGUCUUGCUGCGAGUGCUCGCAGCCCGUGCACAUAGGCUAAGAGCUGGGCACGCUGUGAAACUUCUCACUGCAGCUGCAGAGGCUCGGAGUUCGAGCUGUCACGAUUUCGCAGAGGCGUUUUGCCGCUCACUUGUUGAGCGCCAGGACGCCCCAAGCCAGGACAUUGCAAUGGCCGCUGAAGCUACAGCAAAGUUGGUGACUUCUGGCUUAUACAGAUUGGAGCCUCAUCCAUGCGGCCUGGAGUUGCUGUUGCAACAUGCUGCGCGCCGUGUGCAAAGCUUCACACUGCCGCGGUUGAGACAGCUGGUGGAUGCAGGCAUGAGCCUUAAAUCUCCAGCUUCGAUAGCAUUGCAGCAGCUUCUACACCAACAAGAGCUUAUUGCUGUGGAGCGGAGCACCGCUGAAAAGAAGUCCGAGUGA
Molecule: messenger RNA, 885 nt
Organism: Durusdinium trenchii
Lineage: Eukaryota; Dinophyceae; Suessiales; Symbiodiniaceae
Source: the annotation of a GenBank genome assembly